Cyprinus carpio (common carp) is the source of this 5755-nucleotide messenger RNA. RefSeq names its product tyrosine-protein phosphatase non-receptor type 23-like. Gene Ontology annotation, biological process: early endosome to late endosome transport; protein transport to vacuole involved in ubiquitin-dependent protein catabolic process via the multivesicular body sorting pathway; endocytic recycling. Gene Ontology annotation, molecular function: protein binding. The record is from RefSeq and is a predicted model, not a curated record. NCBI's taxonomy places the organism in Eukaryota, Metazoa, Chordata, Actinopteri, Cypriniformes, Cyprinidae. Gene Ontology annotation, cellular component: endosome.
AAUCGCUUAUGUAUCGUGACGCACUUCCGGUAAUGUAUUUGUUGUGAAGAGGAGUCAAAGGUGGGAGCGUCAGGCGGAUCGGGACGUCAAGUUCUCUGAUCAAAUCGAGACCUAAUUAGCUUCGUCUUUUUAGAGAAAUAAAACACAAAUUGUAUGAAACCACCGAAAACUUGCGUUUAGUUGGAAUAGUAACUUACUUCGUGGUGGCGAAAUGGAGGCCGUUCCCAGGAUGCCGAUGAUUUGUCUGGAGCUGAAGGAAGCGGGCGAGUUUGAGUUGGGUCCCACUGUGAGACAGUACAUUCAAAUAAACUAUGGUGAGAACCCAGAGAACUACAGCGAGGCCAUGAAGAAGCUGGAGCAACUUAGACAGAGUGUGGUAAACAUCCCGAGGGAUUUUGAGGGGUGCAACACUCUUAGAAAAUACUGUGGUCAGCUGCACUUUCUGCAGAGUCGUGUUCCCAUGGCAACCGGCCAGGAGGCUGCAGUGCCUGUGACAUGGACUGAUGCCUUUUCAGGGAGGAAUAUCACACAUGAGGAUAUUAAUUAUGAACAGGCUUGUGUCCUGUAUAACCUGGGUGCAUUGCACUCACUGCUGGGAGCUGUGGAUAACCGCCUAUCUGACGAGGGGAUGAAAGUGUCCUGUACGCAUUUCCAGUGUUCUGCUGGGGCUUUCACUCACCUCAGAGACCACUUUAAUCACAGCUACAGCUCUGACAUGAGCAGCCAGGCACUCUCAAUCAACAUCAGCCUCAUGCUGGCACAGGCUCAAGAGUGUCUCCUGGAGAAAACUUUACUAGACAACAGAAAGAGUCAUUUAAUAGCAAAGAUUUGUGCUCAGGUGUGUGAUUAUUAUAAGGAUUGUCUGAGGGUGUUGGAUAAUUCUGAAUGUGUGCCAGGAAGGUUACAGAAAGAGUGGAGAAAGCUCAUCAGCAUGAAGAUCAGCUACUUCAGUGCUAUCACACAUUUACACAUGGGAAAGCAGUCAGAGGAACAGCAGAAAUAUGGAGAAGCAGUCGCUUACUUUCAUUCCUCUCUGGACAAACUUAAUGAGGCAAUUAAGCAGAGCAAGGGCCAACUGGAAUCAGUACAGGAAGCUUUGAAAUUCACAAUGGAUGUGAUUGGUGGCAAAUAUAACUCCGCUAAGAAAGAAAAUGACUUCAUUUACCAUGAGUCUGUGCCUGGUCUGGACAUGUUGGUUGCAGUAAAAGGUGCAUCGUUGGUGAAACCCCUGCCUGUGAGCCUUACUGAUCAAAGUGUCACUGGUCCUGACCUCUUCUCUAAACUUGUCCCCAUGGCAACUCAUGAGGCCUCAUCGCUUUACAGUGAGGAGAAGGCAAAGUUACUUAGGGACAUUGUGGCUAAAAUAGAGGAUAAAAACCAAAUCCUUGAGAAAUUUAUGGAGUCACUAAGCAGUGACUCUGUGUAUAAAAUAGACAUGUUUAAAUCUCUGCCUGAUGCUCUGUUGGAAAAAUGUGCAUUUCUCAGUGUAAGACCAGACACUGUCAAGAACCUCGUUCAGGCCAUGCAAGCACUAUCUAAUGUUUACACUGAUGUGGGUUCAUCUCUGGAUGAGGUCCGUAGUGCCCUUGAGGAAGAUGAGGCUGGGGAGAAGAGUUUGAUGGAGGUAGUGGGGCAAAAGGGAUUGCCGAUGAGGCCUGCAGUUUUUCAGAAUAUUCAAAAAGAGCUGAAGAAAUAUGAGGCUGCUCAUCAGGCAGCCAGCGACUCCAACACUGAGCUCCACAAAGCCAUGAACCAGCACAUACCAAACAUACGUCUGUUACAGGGAUCUAUUGAGGAACUCAGAAAGAGUCUGCCCCAGCCAGAACUCAGUCAAGAUGAAAUGUCUUCCCUGCAAAAAAUGAAGACUAUUCUUGGCAAAGUUGAUGAAAUGCGAAAGCAGAGGAUCUCAUUGGAGAGCCAGCUUCGUGACCUUAUUCAUAAAGAUGACAUCACUGGAGUCCUUGUAACCACAGAUCGUGCUGAGAUCAAGACAUUGUUUGCGGAGCAGUUGAAGAAAUAUGAUCAGCUGAAGGGAUAUAUAGAACAGAACUUGGUUGCCCAGGAUAAUAUCCUGAAAGCCUUAACAGAAGCCAAUGUGCAGUAUGCCCCUGUCCGCAAGACACUCACAUUUACAGAGCAACAAUGGAAGAGCACCGUGCAGGCCCUGAUUGCCUCAUUUGAGGCAUAUGAGGACUUGAUGAAGAAGGCUGAAGAGGGCAGAGACUUUUACCAGGAUCUGGACAAGAAGACCUCCGCCUUGUUGGACAAAACAAAGUCCUAUUGCCAAACCAGAGAGGGGGAGCGAGUUGCCCUGCUGGAAAAGGAGAUUGGAAAAGGGCCGCCUCCUAGAGCUGUUGCCCGAAAGCCUGAGGUCGGCCAGAAAGUGAUUGGUCGUAUGUCCGGCCCUUCCAGUCUUGAAUCUGUAGGUCCUUCUAUUGCUUCUUUUGACGAUCUCCCUCAAGAACUACAAAGCCUUCCUCCAAAUCUGAAUUUGCCCCGAGGUCCAGUACUUUCCAAUCCUGUUCCUCAUGGUGGAACCCCUGUUAGCUGGUCACAAGGGGCAAGCCCCUUUCCGCCAACUCAGUUUCCAAACCCGCAGGUUCCCACUACAGAUCCAAAGCUCAGGCAACAGUUGGCCCACCAUAUCCCACAGGCACCUUAUGGCCAGCCCUCUUCACCCGUGCAAAUCCCUGGGCCACCAACACAGCAGUUCCAGGUAAGACCAGCUGGAGGCAUCACACCUGUCCAUCCUCAGGUUAAUCAGUCAACCACCCCACAGGUGCCUGCUCAAGGGUACAAUCCAGCUCUCUGGCAGCAAGCUCACAGUGGGCCUAUUGCAGUUACAGGGGGUUAUUCUGUGCCUCUACAAAUGGGACAGAUUCCCCAAAAUUUCAUUAGGCCUGGUUUACCAGGACAACCGCAAGUCUCCUUGCCAAACUCUCUUGGGCAGCAGAUGCCAACUGGCAUGCCUCAGUCUUCCUCUGUCCAGCAGAUCAUACAGGGAGCACCGUGCCAAAGAUUUACCACCCAGCCUAGACAAAGCAUCCCCUCAACCACAUCAAGAAGUGCAUUUCCUGGGCAAAUCCUUUCACCGUUUCCACCUGGGCAAGUCCAGCCUCCAAUGCCAGGCCAAGCACAGCAACAGUCUGGCCUCCCCUCAGGUUACCAACCGGCAUUACUCCCACAUACCCAAACCCCGCUUGGUCCACUGACAGUGCCCCAUCCUCAGGGUGCCCUCAUUCCAGGGCAAGCUCAGCCUCAGUCCACUCUUUCCAAUCAGUUUCACCCCGGACAACUUCCACAAAACAGGCCUCAGCCUUAUAUGGGUUAUGCCACCACAUCUUUUCCAUCAUCACAAACGCAGCAAAAUCCUGCGCCCCACCAAGUACAUCCAGGGACUCAGGUCUUUCCACAGGCACCCUUGAGCCAAAAUUCCCAAGUUCCUUUUAGUCCUUGUCAGCCCCAAAUGCAACCAGGAGCUGUACCACCACAAAGCAAUGUGUAUUCAUUUGCACCAACACACAUGGGUCAACAGAUCAUUCCAUCUCAAUUCAACACCAUGUUUAAUGGACCCAGGGGACAACCCAUGUGCAUUUCUGAUCAAAGCCAAAUACUUGGCCCUCAAAAUGUGGCUCACUCAUCAUCUGGACAAGCAGUUGCCCCAGUGAUGGACAAUCCAGUUCCACCUUCACUUGGCAGCACCCUAAAACCGACUCCAUCUCCUGUUCAGGUUUCAUCCCAGAACCAGAUCUCCACUCCCAGACCUGAUCUGCCAUCCUCUUCUUUAGGGAGUCAGAAUUUAGAGCCACAAAGUACAUCAAGUGCUGUGUCGACUGACAAGAUAAGUUCUGACUCCACUACGAAUCUUGAUUUUCUUCAGAACAAGGUGGAUAAUCUCAGCAUUUAGUCCCAAACCAAUUCCCAUCCAAACAAAUGUGCAUAUGCAGUCAAUGGUAGUCAGGAUACCAUGCAGACCACAAUUAAAAAUGACAACAGUCAACAGGGGGUGCCAAAAAAAUAUCUCCUUGGUGAUUUGGAUCUUUUAUGGUCACAACACUAGAUUUGAUGCCUGAACACACACUAAUACUUGCCUUUUCUACAUGGCCAGUACUUACACAAAAUCGCACUGUACUCUCUGUACCUGUAAUUACACACUAUGACUUAGCAAAUGUACUACAAGCAAAUAGAAAAAUGCUUUUGCAUUGUAAUUCUAUGCACUUCUCUAAUAUUGUGACCAGUUUCACUCUAUUUCUAUUCGUAAAUAGUACUUUAGUUUGCACUUUAAUGAGAAGGAUGACAACAGUGAUGAUGAUGAUGAUGAUGAUGAUGAAGAUAUGAUUAUGGUUCUUUCUGUUAGGAUGUCUUUUCCAAUGUUUCUAAAACAUUUUUAUACAAAUGCUGUUCUAGUUCUUACAUAUAAUUUUUUGAAGUUUAAAAAUAGCUUUAUUUUAGCUCUGUAUACAUAACACAAUUUUAAUAAUAAAAAAGGGACAACAUUGUUUUGACUGAAGACUAGCAGCACUGUCUGAUGUGGAGAUGUUGCUUCUGUUUAAAAUUCAAAAUUAAAGUAGUUGAAACUUCAAAAUGUGUUUACACAUCUACCUUUAUGGAAAAUUGUUAUCAGCUCUACGCACCUAGACAUGCAGUUGUUUACUUUCUUGUAACGCUUGAUAAAACUGUAUAGGGAACAUCUGUGAAAAAUCUUCAGGUCUCUCCCCAUUGCAGUGACAUUCAAGCCAGUACUUUGGGUUUGUUCCAUGUCACACCAGUGUUGUUUUAGGGUCCUUCUUGUGAAAGGUGAAUUUUGUGGUAUGUAUUCCUAUUAAUACUGCAUACAGAAUAUAACCAAAACAGAUUAUAUAGCGUAUCAUACAAUAAAAAUUCUGUUGUGUGCUAAUGUACUUGUUAAAAGCGCCACUGCUGUAAUAUGGCCAUAUGAUGGCAGUGUCUGGUUGUGUUCAGAUGUAGGACUGUUUAUUAUGAGCAUGUUGUUAUGUGUCCCUCUUUCUGCAUGGGUUAGUGGAGCUGUCUAGAUUAAUUUGCUUCAGGCACAAAAAAACACAUACAUCCUGCAGUAAAUGUCUGUAAAUAAAACAGGGAUGCUCAUAUUGAGUCAGGUCUUUUGGAGAGACUAUUUAAGUCUAUUACACUUUUUUUUUUCUCUCUCUCUCUCAAUCUGUAUUCAUAAACGGGUCGUAGAGAGGAUGAUUAGGAUAGUUACAAAGUGCACACUAUGCGUAAUGGGAAUCUAGUAUUGAACACAGUAUUGAUGUAUCUUGUUGCAUGUAAACAUGAAAAUGACAAACAUGCACAAUAUGUGUAUGUUGCUAGUCAGAAAACUUUUUGUAUUAGUAGUGAGCUCAAGAGCCCUUUACUCUUCCAAGCCAUCCCUUGCUUUUGACUUGCUUUGACGGAGUGAACACUGGGAGAGCAACUAACCCAGUUUUUCUUCGUAAGAUGUUUUUGGCUUGAGCAGAAUUAUAGACUCUUUGCAUUGAAGUGUUUUGUAGAGGACAGAACAUGGUAUUAGUUUAGAUUAUCAGUCAGUCGUCACAUGCACACUGCACGUGCAAGACAACACUGAACAUUUUGACAAAUGUACUGUUUUUUUUUUUUUCCCUCAGAAUUUUUUUUCUCGCUCCAAAAAUUAUUUCUCUCCCCAAAACCUUUUCCUACUCCAAUUUUUUUUUUCUCUACCAAAUACUUUUUUUCUCUCUGGAUAGAAUUUUGCCAAUUGUUUUUAGGUACAACACAA